AUGCGUUUCGCUGCGUUUCUGUCUUUGGGCCUUGGCGCCAAUAUCGCAAUUGCAAGUGUUUGCAGGCCUCGAAGUCGAACAUUGACCGACUCCAGCAGCGCAUCUACCGAGCCUGCAUCUGCAACCUCGACUGAACCCGUCGCUAUCUCUACUUUAAGUACAGACAUCGCGACAACGACUACAGCCUCCGUCGAAUUAUCUAUUAGUGCCACAUCUGCAGACGACGAAACAACUUCUACCGAGGCGACAGAGUCAGGAAGCGCUAGCGCCGAGCUCUCAGCUUCCACUGCUACAGAGACCACUGCAACUGAAAUCUCAACUACAACUGCCGAGACUACUGCAACUGCUGAGUCAACGACAUCUGCUGAAGCAACUACCACUCAAGACACAUUUGUGCCGAUUCCCACCUUUAAUAUCAAGGCUCUAGGCUCAGAUGUCAACGGCCAAUUGCUGCGAGGCGACCCAGUUCAAUACAACAACAUUGGCUGGUACACGCCCUCUCCCCCAAUUCUGACUUUUUCUAUUGAAGCCAGUACCAGCUAUGUACGAGAGAUAAACACCGGGAAAUACUUAUGUGUUUCUUUCGGAGGCGAUGGGUUCCCAAACUCCAAUAUGCUCUGCGACCCCGCUAACCACUACGCUGGGAUGGAACCUCUCACAUGCGAACAGACUCGUGACCGAAAGCUCAAGUGCUCUGCACCAGCUGGUGAAUGCCACUUGGAUGAGAUGUCGGAUACUACUAAUUGCUUUACCGUUCCUGGUACCUGGGACCAGUUUGAUGUGAUCCAUGGUAGAAUAAUUAACACUCCUGCUCUUGUCAUGGUAUCGAGUAUCAAUCCUCCUACAGCCAACGAUUUGGAAGCCAUCGAGCUUCAGGUCAUUCCCUAUGCGGAUUAA
Molecule: messenger RNA, 897 nt
Organism: Fusarium pseudograminearum CS3096
Lineage: Eukaryota; Fungi; Ascomycota; Sordariomycetes; Hypocreales; Nectriaceae
Exons: 2
Coding region: 1-897 (298 amino acids)
Source: RefSeq, a predicted model, not a curated record